CGCUCGGAGCGCGCGGACGCACGCACGCCGGUCCGUCUGCCCGGAGGUCGGCCCGCCCGGCGCUGAGCCGCGGGGCUCGGGACCCGGCCAGGCGGGGCGGCGGCGCGGGGCCGGAGCCGUUACCCGCCGGCGCUGCGAGGGAGGGCGGGCGCGCGCGCGAGCGAGCGGCGGGGCCGGGAGGGGGCCGCCCCCGCGCACGCGCGCCGGGCCCUGCGCGGGAGGAGGGAGCGGGAGGGGGCGGCGCCGAGGCCCCCGCGCCGCGCGCCCCGUGACGGCCCCCGCGCGCGCCGGGGGGCGGGGCAGGCGGGGCCGGCGCGCUGACCUCCCCCGCCCCUGGGGCGGCGGGCGGCCGGCGGCGCUGUGCGCAGGCGCGCUCGGCGGAGACCCCCGCGUGGGGCCGCCGGAGGGGGGCGGCGGGGGGGGCAUGCGGCGACGGCCUCCCGCUCCCCCCGGGCCCGAGCGGCGGCGGCGGCGGCGGCCGAGGAGCCGGCUGCGGGCGGAGCGGCGGCCGCUGAGGAGGUGCGCGCCCCUGACGGGCCCCCUCGCGCCGGACCAUGUAUUCGGCCCACAGGCCCGUGAUGCCCGCGUCCGGCGCGGCUUCGCGUGGUCUCGGCAUGUUCGUGUGGACGAAUGUGGAACCUCGCUCUGUGGCCGUGUUUCCCUGGCACUCCUUAGUACCCUUCCUGGCACCCAGCCAGCCUGACCCCUCUGUGCAGCCAAGUGAGGCCCAGCAACCUGCCAGCCACCCGGUAGCUUCCAGCCAGAGCAAAGAACCUGCUGAGUCGGCAGCUGUUGCUCACGAGCAGCCACCAGGUGGGACAGGAAAUGCUGACCCUGGGCGGCCCCCUGGAGCCACGUGCCCUGAGAGUCCAGGGCCUGGACCCCUGCACACUUUGGGGGUGGUGGAACCCGGCAAGGGUCCCCCUCCUACCACUGAGGAGGAGACCUCUGUGCCCCCUGGAGAGCCUCGGCUGGACAGCGAGACGGAAAGCGACCAUGAUGAUGCCUUCCUCUCCAUCAUGUCUCCUGAGAUCCAGUUGCCUCUGCCACCCGGCAAACGCCGGACCCAGUCACUCAGCGCUCUGCCCAAGGAGCGGGACUCAUCCUCUGAGAAGGAUGGACGGAGCCCCAAUAAGCGAGAGAAGGACCACAUCCGGCGGCCCAUGAACGCCUUCAUGAUCUUCAGCAAACGGCACCGGGCCCUGGUCCACCAGCGCCACCCGAACCAGGACAACCGGACCGUCAGCAAGAUCCUUGGCGAGUGGUGGUACGCCCUGGGGCCCAAGGAGAAGCAGAAGUACCAUGAUCUGGCCUUCCAGGUGAAGGAAGCCCACUUCAAGGCCCACCCAGAUUGGAAGUGGUGCAACAAGGACCGAAAGAAGUCCAGCUCGGAGGCCAAGCCCACGAGUCUGGGGCUGGCAGGAGGGCACAAGGAGACGCGGGAGCGGAGCAUGUCGGAGACGGGCACUGCCGCUGCCCCCGGGGUGUCAUCUGAACUGCUGUCUGUCGCAGCCCAGACGCUCCUGAGCUCGGACACCAAGGCUUCAGGCAACAGCUCUUGUGGGCCGGACCGUCUGCACACUGUUGGGGGGUCUGGCUCGGCCCGGCCCCGAGCCUUCUCCCACAGUGGGGUGCAUGGCCUAGACGGCGGGGAAGACAGUCAGGCGCUGCAGGAGCUGACUCAGAUGGUGUCUGGCCCUACAUCAUACUCUGGCCCAAAGCCUUCCACUCAGUAUGGCGCUCCAGGCUCCUUCACAGCCCCUGGGGAAGCAGGGGCCUUGGCAGCCAGUGGACGGCCUCCACUACUGCCCACCCGAACCUCGCGUUCCCAGCGUGCGGCCAGUGAGGACAUGACCAGUGAUGAGGAGCGCAUGGUCAUCUGUGAAGAGGAAGGGGAUGAUGAUGUCAUUGCUGAUGAUGGCUUCAGCACCACUGACAUUGAUCUCAAGUGCAAGGAGCGGGUGACCGACAGUGAGAGUGGAGACAGCUCUGGGGAAGACCCAGAUGGCAACAAGAGCUUUGGUCGGAAGGUGUUCUCGCCUGUGAUCCGCUCCUCCUUUACCCACUGCCGCCCCACGCUGGACCCUGAGCCCCCCGGGCCCCCAGAUCCACCCACCGCCUUCAGCAAAGGCUACUGUCCCGCCCCAUCCUCUUCCUCGGCUGCCUCAUCAACCUCAGCAGCUGCAUCCUAUUCUCUGGGCUCAGGAACCUUCAAAGCGCAGGAGCCGGGUCAGGGCAGUGCGGCAGGCCCACUCCGGCCUCCACCCCCUGGGACUGGGGGCCCAUCGACUCCUUCCAAGGCUGCCCGAUUCCUCCCAGCGGAUCCUGCCCCCUUCCGGAGAAAGAGACCUGAGAGUGUAGGGGGCCUGGAGCCACCAGGUCCCUCAGUCAUUGCAGCGCCUCCCAGUGGAGGAGGGAGCAUUCUGCAGACCCUGGCCCUGCCCCCCGGCAAGGAAGAGCGGGAAGGCAGUGGAGCCCGAGUACCCUCAGCCCCAGCCCCCUCAUUAGGUUAUGGGGCCCCAGCAGCCCCUCUGUCCCGUCCUGCUGCCACCAUGGUCACCAACGUGGUGCGGCCGGUCAGUAGCACUCCUGUGCCCAUUGCUUCUAAGCCCUUCCCCACCUCUGGCCGGGCUGAGACAUCUCCAGCUGACACGGCAGGUACCAGGACUGAAAUGAGCACCGGGUCCAGGGUGCCUGGAGGCUCCCCGCUGGGGGUCAGUUUAGUGUAUUCAGACAAAAAGGCAGCGGCAGCCACCUCACCAGCCCCACACUUGGUGGCUGGACCCCUACUGGGCACUGUGGGGAAGGCACCUGCCACUGUUACCAACCUGUUGGUGGGCACCCCGGGCUAUGGGGCCCCUGCACCCCCAGCUGUUCAGUUCAUUGCCCAGGGGACCCCUGGUGGUGGGACCACUGCAGGCUCAGGAGCAGGUGCUGGGAGUGGCCCUAAUGGGCCAGUUCCCCUGGGCAUCCUGCAACCAGGUGCCCUGGGCAAGGCUGGGGGCAUCACCCAGGUGCAGUACAUCCUGCCCACGCUGCCCCAGCAGCUUCAAGUGGCACCUGCCCCAGCACCAACCCCUGGGACUAAGGCAGCGGCUCCCAGCGGCCCUGCACCCACCACCAGCAUCCGUUUCACCCUCCCGCCGGGCACCUCCACCAACGGCAAGGUCCUGGCCGCCACUGCACCCACUCCUGGCAUCCCUAUCCUGCAGUCUGUACCCUCCGCCCCACCCCCCAAAGCCCAGUCAGUUUCUCCCGUGCAGGCCCCGCCCCCAAGUGGCUCAGCCCAACUGCUCCCUGGGAAGGUCCUAGUGCCCCUGGCCGCCCCGAGCAUGUCAGUGCGGGGUGGCGGGGCUGGCCAGCCACUGCCCCUGGUGAGCCCACCCUUUUCAGUCCCUGUGCAGAACGGCGCCCAGCCGCCCAGCAAGAUCAUCCAGCUAACCCCAGUGUCAGUGAGCACGCCCAGCGGCUUGGGGCCCCCCGUGAGCCCAGCUCCACUUCCUGGGCCCACCUCGCAGCCCCAGAAGGUCCUGCUGCCUUCUUCCACAAGAAUCACCUAUGUGCAGUCGGCGGGUAGCCAUGCGCUGCCUCUGGGCACCAGCUCUGGCUCUAGCCAAGCUGGAGCAGUCACCUCGUACGGGCCCUCGAGCUCUGUGGCUCUGGGCUUCACCUCGCUUGGGCCCAGUGGCCCUGCCUUUGUGCAGCCCCUGCUCUCAGGCCAAGCCCCACUACUGGCUCCUGGCCAGGUGGGCGUGUCACCUGUGCCCAGCCCCCAGCUGCCUCCCGCCUGCACAGCCCCCGGAGGUCCUGUCAUCACAGCAUUUUACCCCGGCAGCCCUGUACCCACCUCCUCAGCACCCCUGGCCCAGCCAUCCCAGGCACCCCCAAGCCUGGUCUACACUGUGGCCACCAGUACCACCCCACCGGCUGCCACCAUUCUGCCCAAGGGCCCGUCAGCUCCCGCCACUGCCACCCCUGCUCCUUCGAGUCCUUUCCCUAGUGCCACAGCAGGUUCCAUGACGUACAGCCUAGUGGCCCCCAAGGCCCAGCGGCCCAGCCCCAAGGCCCCCCAGAAAGUGAAGGCCGCCAUUGCCAGCAUUCCCGUGGGCUCCUUUGAGGCAGGUGCCUCUGGACGGCCUGGCCCUGCACCCCGACAGCCUCUGGAGCCUGGCCCACCCCGUGAACCGACCACACUCGAGUCUGAGCUCGAGGGGCAGCCCACCCAACCAGCCCCUCCACCACCCCCAGAGACCUGGACUCCCACAGCCCGGAGCAGCCCCCCACCCACUGAGGAGCGGCCUGGCACCAAGGGCCCUGAGACCACGGCCAGCAAGUUCCCCAGUUCAUCUUCAGACUGGCGCGUCCCUGGGCAGGGCCUGGAGAGUCGUGGCGAGCCUCCCACCCCGCCCAGCCCCGCCCCUGCCGCAGCCUCCGGGAGCAGCAGUGAAGGAAGCAGUGGGAGGGUAGCUGGGGACACCCCUGAGCGAAAGGAAGUGGCCAGUGCUGGCAAGAAGGUGAAGGUGCGGCCCCCCCCACUCAAGAAGACUUUUGACUCCGUGGACAACAGGGUCCUGUCAGAGGUGGAUUUUGAGGAGCGCUUUGCUGAGCUUCCAGAGUUUCGGCCUGAAGAGGUGCUGCCCUCGCCCACCCUGCAGUCCCUGGCCACCUCACCCCGGGCCAUCCUGGGCUCAUACCGCAAGAAGAGGAAAAACUCCACUGAUCUGGAUUCGGCCCCUGAGGACCCCACCUCGCCCAAGCGCAAGAUGAGAAGACGCUCCAGCUGCAGCUCGGAGCCCAACACCCCCAAGAGUGCCAAGUGUGAGGGGGACAUCUUCACCUUCGACCGCACAGGCACAGAAACCGAAGAUGUGCUUGGGGAGCUGGAGUAUGACAAGGUGCCAUACUCGUCGCUGCGCCGCACCCUGGACCAACGCCGGGCCCUGGUCAUGCAGCUCUUCCAGGACCACGGCUUCUUCCCAUCGGCCCAGGCCACGGCAGCCUUCCAGGCCCGCUAUGCAGACAUCUUCCCCUCCAAGGUCUGUCUACAGCUGAAGAUCCGUGAGGUGCGCCAGAAGAUCAUGCAGGCGGCCACGCCCACAGAGCAGCCUCCUGGGGCUGAGGCCCCCCUCCCUGUCCCGCCCCCUGCUGGCACUGCUGCUGCCCCUGCCCCCACUCCCAGCCCAGCUGGGGGCCCUGACCCCACCUCACCUGGCUCGGACUCGGGCACAGCCCAAGCUGCCCCGCAACUGCCUCCACCCCCAGAGCCAGGGCCUGGACAGCCUGGCUGGGAGGGGCCCCCGCAGUCCUCUCCGCCUCCUUCAGGCCCCUCCACAGCUGCUGCAGGCAGGUGAGGGGCCCUUGAGAAGAUCCCAGGACCCACAGUACCUCCCCCUCAGGACAUGGACAGUACACAGGUGGCAGGAAUGGGGGGGCAGGAUAGUUUGAUCCUCCCCCAAAAAGCCAUUUUGUCCUUUCCAGUUGGGAGUGGAAUGAGGCCUGCACCUCAUGUACAUACCCCAUUCCCCCAGCUCCCACUCUGGGCUGGGGGCAGCUGAGGGGAAGCUGGGGCGCAGCCUCCUCCACUGAGCCCCUCCACAGAACUUGGGGUGUGUGACCUUCAGAGCUUUUCACUUGUACUUUAUGCAAACCAGCUUCUGAGGGCUGCAGGGCUGCAGGGCGGAAGGCAGUGCAGGCCGUGGCCACAGGGAGGCGCCUGUGGAGUAGGGUUCAUGGACCCCUGCUAUCCCCAGAGGGGCUGGACUCAGGUUAGUUUGGGGUGGGGGCUCCUGCACUUUGCCACAGGCAUGGGGAGGGUUCUCUCCCCACUCCCUCUGCCCUCCCAACUUGGGUUGUACUUUCUAAGAAGGUGAUUUCCCCCACCCAUGCCCCAUCCCCUGAACAAAACAUGUUGAUCAUGUGCAAUAUUUCUUACUGUGCCGACAAGCCGCAAUGACCGAGAUUAAAGCUGUUUAACACA
This is a messenger RNA of Ochotona princeps (American pika), 5977 nucleotides long. It is a transcript of the gene CIC, whose product is annotated as capicua transcriptional repressor. NCBI's taxonomy places the organism in Eukaryota, Metazoa, Chordata, Mammalia, Lagomorpha, Ochotonidae. The coding region runs from base 555 to 5351 and encodes 1598 amino acids. Gene Ontology annotation, biological process: regulation of transcription by RNA polymerase II. Gene Ontology annotation, molecular function: DNA-binding transcription factor activity, RNA polymerase II-specific; RNA polymerase II transcription regulatory region sequence-specific DNA binding. Gene Ontology annotation, cellular component: nucleus. The transcript has 20 exons. The record is from RefSeq and is a predicted model, not a curated record.